AAGAAGAAGAGCAGAAUAAACUUAACCAGUUGUUUUUGUUUGAGGUCAAAGUUCAACAGUCAUCAUGGCCGACGAAUCAGACAUGCGCAAUGAGCUGUCAGAUCUGCAGACACGCGCAGACCAAGUAGCCGAUGAGUCCCUGGAGAGCACUCGGCGUAUGCUGGCUCUGGUUGAGGAGAGUAAAGAUGCCGGCAUCAGGACUCUGGUCAUGUUGGAUGAGCAGGGAGAGCAACUUGAUCGUGUGGAAGAGGGCAUGAACAAGGUGAACGCAGACCUGAAGGAGGCCGAGAAAGAUUUAAAAGAUAUAGGAGUAUGCUGUGGUCUGAUAUGCCCAUGUAUUAAAAAGAUUAAGGGCGGGGGCCAGGCCUGGGGAGCGAACCAGGAUGGAGUGGUGAACAGCCAGCCGGGGGCUCGAGUGAUGGACGAACGUGAACAGAUGGCCAUCAGUGGGGGCUUCAUCCGCAGGGUAACAGAAGACGCCCGGGAGAACGAGAUGGAUGAGAACCUGGAGCAGGUGGGCGGAAUCAUUGGCAAUCUGCGUCACAUGGCCCUGGACAUGGGCCAGGAGAUCGACACCCAGAACCGCCAGAUCGACAGGAUCAUGGAUAAGGCCGAUUCUAACAAGACCAGGAUUGACGAGGCUAACCAGCGUGCUACAAAGAUGUUGGGCAGUGGCUAAACAGCAACGAGGAAAAAAAGUGCUUUCAACCCCCUUUAACCCCAAUCACCCUAAAGAAAACGACACCAACUAAA
Molecule: messenger RNA, 753 nt
Organism: Anoplopoma fimbria (sablefish)
Lineage: Eukaryota; Metazoa; Chordata; Actinopteri; Perciformes; Anoplopomatidae
Product: synaptosomal-associated protein 25-B-like
Exons: 8
Coding region: 65-679 (204 amino acids)
Biological process (GO): exocytosis; synaptic vesicle fusion to presynaptic active zone membrane; synaptic vesicle priming
Cellular component (GO): synaptobrevin 2-SNAP-25-syntaxin-1a-complexin I complex; plasma membrane
Molecular function (GO): SNAP receptor activity; voltage-gated potassium channel activity; syntaxin-1 binding
Source: RefSeq, a predicted model, not a curated record